Molecule: messenger RNA, 1122 nt
Organism: Fusarium coffeatum
Lineage: Eukaryota; Fungi; Ascomycota; Sordariomycetes; Hypocreales; Nectriaceae
Exons: 1
Coding region: 1-1122 (373 amino acids)
Source: RefSeq, a predicted model, not a curated record
AUGCCUCGUAAGAACGGCUCUCAGCGUCACUCCCUUGGCUUCUUGGAAGCCCUCGGGCAGUGGACUAUGGACCCUGCGUCUGCUCGUCGCCGAUCUCAUCGCAGCUCUCGUCAUGGUGGCCACCCGCACCGUAAUACUGAAGCCUACAGACAGGCUCGCCUUGACAAAGCACCGCCUGGACUGAAUCUCACAGCUCAACAGUGGCGAGACUAUGCUGACCAUGUUCCUCCGGGAUACUGUACAGAUGACGAGGGCGAGGGCGAGGGCGAAGGUGAAGGUGAAGGUGAAGGUGAAGGUGAAGGCGGCGGUGAGGUGAGACAAGCUCCCCCUCCUGCGUUACAGCCUGAGCCAGAUCCCUUUCGCUCUGCGUGGUCGCAUUCACCUAGUUCAGCAGUGACCCGUGCGCAUGGGGCUGUUCAACGACGAGACUCACCAUUAGAGCGUAUCACCGGUCGAAGGUCUAUGCAGGAACCGACUAGCCCGCAGCUGCGGUAUACGGCAAGUUUCGAUGCUAACAACGAUCCAUUGUUUGCCAAUAUCCCUCAUUAUGAGGAACAGCGAGCCACAGGCGACAUUGUCGUUCACCAGGAGCAACUUGAUGCCGAUAGACCCAUGGCCGAGAUCUUUAGGCAGCCUACGACAGGACGGCGAGAGUCGAACCCGAGUGAGAUAGGGCAAGAGGAUAUAAAUGACGACGGAGAGAACGAAGUAGAUGCCCAGUCUAUGCGACAACCUCAGUCCUUCAACAACCCUCGACAGGCGCACUCUGUUCCUCAGGCAGGUUCAGAUGGGUGGCCUAUGGUUCAAAGUAUUUCUCGUGUACCUACUGAGCCCCCACGUAAUCGUAUUGAUAACUGGCGUAACACCAUGCUCGAGGCCCCUGAAGAGCAGUACGGCGUAGACAGAGAGCCUUCAGUAUUCGGUGGGAGCCAUGUAACUGUCUGGCCUGGUCCACACACUGGCCAUGAUUCUGCGAGCUUGGCUCCCGGCGAUAGUGCAACCGAGAUCAUUCUGCGUCGCCAUGGACGUGAGCGUAGAGAACCAUCUGGGUCUCGUGCCGGAAAUCAUCGUAACGAGAGCUCGCAAGCAGGGGGACCGAGACACAGUCGUCGACAAGUCUAG